CACGUGGCUAUUUGAAUCAAGUUAAUGUACUUGUACAAAUUAUUUGUAUAUGAUUAAUAUAUUUUACUAAUAUUCUGUAUUAGGAGUACUCAUUCUGAAAAGACAUUUGUUUAAAUGAAAAUAAGAAGAAAAGCGUGACAAGUUAAAAAAAGAGAAAAUAUAUCAGGACGAUACCUGAAAUGGAAGUAGCAAAACAGUCGCGGUCUAAGACAAGCAUUUUGACGAAGCUGGCCGACGACGUUAACUGUCUUUCGCUAGAUGAUUCGGCUACAACCAACUUUCAAGAAUGCAUUCAAAACAUUUUGACAGUAAAUUUUGAACAAUUAAAUAAAGAAGAUGAAGUAUGCCGUGAUGCAAAAUUCGACGUUUCAAUCAAAUCCUUGAUGAGAUUUUCAAAAGGGGUUAUCAACUGUAUUGGAACAACAUCAAAAGUGUCUGGUCAACGGAUGCUCGGGACUGUAUGUAACGUCGCCACAACUGUAAUUACAUAUUUCUUUGCUGAGCAGGACGUUUCUGCAUUUCUGAUGACACGUUUUGGUACUAUUAUGAAUGAAGAGCUCAGAUUAAAGUGUCUAGCAUCUUGCAUAAAGAUAAAACACUGUAUCAGCUAUAUGCAAGGUUUACCUAAUCCAAACAAACUCGGACCAGAUGAUAAAAAGAUGCAUCUUCUACUUAUGGCAGCCGAUGUUCCAGUUCAAACAGGACUUGAUGAACUAUUAUAUCUGGGUGAAAAAAUAAGAAAAUUAGUAAAAUCAGCAAUACAUGAUAUGAACAACUUUGAAGAUUUGAUGAGAAAUGUUGAAUUAUAUUGUUGCCUAGCCACUUUUCGGGAACUAUUUCUUCUAUACCGCUUUAGUUUUCAGUCCAUGUUAGAAGUGAACGCCGAGUCUGUCAGGAAUGUUAUUGAUGCACAACAGGAAAAUGAUCAGUCUGUUCUCGAGUUUUUAUACAAACCUACAAUGGAAAAUGUGAAAUUGUUCUACGAAGUACUACAAGGUGACUGGCCAUUAUCAAGGGCAUUCUGUGAAAGGCGUGGUCUUUUGGUAGAAGAUUUGGUGUUUUUAGAUAGAGGAGUGUAUACAAUUGAGUCGGUUGCAGACAAAACAAAGCUAUAUACAAUCAGCGACUCGUAUUUACGUUCUGGAAAGGUCAUUGAUUGCGUUUUUAUGGAGUCAAGUCGUAGGAAGGGAAGAAAUGUCUUCUCUUUUCAGACCGAGUCAAAUUUUGUUGGUGCGUCUGAAAGAGCGCGUCAUCUUUGCUUAACAGAAACAAAAGAAUUCUGGUAUGUAUUGAAAGUGCGUGGGAAUACACCAAUAGACAAAGAAUGUUACAUGAUAUGGUUAAAAUCAGACAUUAAGAAAUGCUUGUGCCAAGAAAGGAAGGAUUCUAGCUUCCUUGCCUUACCAUUUGGUCAGCAGACAACAUGUCUUUCAACGACAAAGGACAUAAAUUCAAGUUUUUUAUGGACAAUCGAAUCCUUAUGAAUUAAAAAAAUACCACAUGUAAAGAAAGAAAAUAAAGUUAUUGGCUACGUGCCAUCACAUUUUAAAUUGACAUACAUGUCUGCCUAUAAUAUGAAAAAUUUAUCGACAUAAAUGUUUGAAUUGCAGUUAUGUAAAGAUUAUCUUCGGUUCAUGCAUGGUCUUAUUAUCAAAGCUAUGUUGAUAUAUUCUAAUUAAGAUAGUAUUCUCAUUUAAAUAUAUAUCAAUAUGUAUAAUGUAAUGAAUAUUUGCUGAACGGAUGAUAAACCUGAUUUGUUGACCUAUUGUUUGAUCUGUUUUGUUGAAAUUCAAAUAAAUCAGUAAAUUGAAUACAUGAU
Molecule: messenger RNA, 1819 nt
Organism: Ruditapes philippinarum (Manila clam)
Lineage: Eukaryota; Metazoa; Mollusca; Bivalvia; Venerida; Veneridae
Exons: 2
Coding region: 180-1484 (434 amino acids)
Source: RefSeq, a predicted model, not a curated record